Messenger RNA from Paramisgurnus dabryanus, 964 nucleotides. Its product is annotated as myeloblastin-like. Lineage: Eukaryota; Metazoa; Chordata; Actinopteri; Cypriniformes; Cobitidae. The record is from RefSeq and is a predicted model, not a curated record. Gene Ontology annotation, biological process: proteolysis. Gene Ontology annotation, molecular function: serine-type endopeptidase activity.
AUGAUCACCAUCAUCUCUCUGCUCCUGUUGGGCUCUCUGCUGCCAAACCUGAGCUUCACUGCCAGUGUCAAGGUGCGUAUAGUGAAUGGCUUUGAAGCACGACCUCACUCCAGACCUUACAUGGUUUCUGUUCAGAAGAAUAGGAGACACGUUUGUGGAGGAUUCCUUAUUUCUGAUCAGUUUGUCUUGACUGCUGCACACUGCAGAGAUAACACUGAGAUUCUGACAGUUGUGGCAGGUGUACAUGACUUAUCAAGCAGCAGUGAAAACCAUGUCCGCAUUGGUGUGAGUACCUAUAACAAGCCUCCAGAAUACAACCCUGAUCCGAAAAAACCUAAAAUAUCCGACCUGAUGAUUCUGAAGCUGAAUAAAAAAGUCAAACUAAACAACAAGAUCAAGACGAUUCCCAUACCAAUGACACCUGUACAGAUCAGAGUGGACACUGAUUGCAGUGUUGCAGGCUGGGGGUUUGUGACGAAUAGCGGUCCUCCAAGUCCGACCCUCAGAGAGGCAAACGUGAAAAUUAUAAAGAACACGGACUGUGCUGGAGGAUCCUGUGACGGGGAUUCAGGAGGUCCUUUGGUUUGUGACAACACUGCGGUGGGCAUUACAGCCUUUGUAAGCUUCAAGAGCUGCAACGAUCCAAAUCUACCCUCACCCCAUGGCGUCAAUAUUUGACGCCACUUGACCAUGCGUCAAUAUGUUACGCGGAGGGUAUACCCUUCGCGUCAUUUUUUGACGAACUGGGGACUUCAAUACUAUUGAGUCCGUUGCAUUCUCUUUCCUAUUUUCGUACCAUUUUCUUACCAUUUUCGCGUCGGUUUAGGGUUAGAUUUACAUAAUGACAUCCCUACCCAAACCUAUCCCUAACCCCAAUGUCAGGCGACAACUGUUUAAUUUCGCGUACCUAAUAGUAUUGAAGUCCCCAGUUCGUCAAAAAAUGACGCGAAGGGUAUACCCUCCG